Molecule: messenger RNA, 3731 nt
Organism: Perognathus longimembris pacificus (Pacific pocket mouse)
Lineage: Eukaryota; Metazoa; Chordata; Mammalia; Rodentia; Heteromyidae
Gene: Gng2
Product: G protein subunit gamma 2
Exons: 5
Coding region: 299-514 (71 amino acids)
Biological process (GO): G protein-coupled receptor signaling pathway
Cellular component (GO): heterotrimeric G-protein complex
Molecular function (GO): G-protein beta-subunit binding
Source: RefSeq, a predicted model, not a curated record
GCUGGGCUGGGCUGGGCUGGGCUGGGCUGGGCAGGCGGCGCCAGGCUGCUGCACAGACCAGAGCUCCAGAGACACGGGAAGCAGCUCCUGACCAAGCCUCUGAUCAGCCAAGCUCCCUGCAAAAUCAGCUACCAUUUGCCCCGAGGUCUUAUCCCAAAGUUGCAUCCUCCUUCUAAGGAGUGGCAAGGGGGUUAGGGAUAAAAACUUGUCCAGAAUCCCUGACUGCUCCACUUCUACCAGUGAGCCUCAAGCUUUCGGAAUUAAAAAGAGUAUCUGAUAAACCCCAUCCAGCACUCCAAUGGCCAGCAACAACACCGCCAGCAUAGCGCAAGCCAGGAAGCUGGUAGAACAGCUUAAGAUGGAAGCCAACAUUGAUAGGAUAAAGGUUUCCAAGGCAGCUGCAGACUUGAUGGCCUAUUGUGAGGCGCAUGCCAAGGAAGACCCCCUGCUGACCCCGGUCCCGGCCUCAGAAAACCCAUUUCGGGAGAAGAAGUUCUUCUGUGCCAUCCUUUAAGUUUCCAAGAGGAGGCUGAAGAGCCUCGGGGUUCCUGGGACAUUGGCGUAAUGUUUCUAUCAAAGUGGGCACCUUUCUCGUCCACGGCAUUUAAACCGAGGGAGAAGAUACAUCCUGGAACCUCCAGGCUGUGCAUGUUUAAGGAACUGGUCCCCUUUAGGCGAAUGAAAGCCCAUCCACUUCCUGACUUAAAAGAUCUGAUUCUGCAGACCUGCCUGGAGGAGGGGAAUGUAUAAAAAAUAAAUUGGUGUCACUUCUUUUCUGCUAUCACCCUGCCCCAAGACCUUACUUUUCUGCUUCAUAUUUAAAAAUAAAAAUAAAUAUUGAAAAAGACAGCUGUACUGAGCUAAGAUAUGUAUGACCUUCUUGAAAUGAAUCUUGUCUUUAGAAUACCUUCUGAUAAGCUGAAUUGUCCAAUGUAGCCACGGUUCAGUUUAAUGACAUCGAUGUUCAGUCUUUGUGUGUUCCUUUGUCCUUUCCUCUACCCUUCUCCCUUCUAUCCUUCCCAUUAAAGUAAUACAAAGAGAAGGCUAGACUAGUCUGUAAGAUGGAACUCCAAGUUUAGAUAAACACUCAAAAUGUUUAGGAAGAUGUUCCCUGUGGUGUAUUAUCUUGGUAAGGACAACAACAAAAUGGCCGGUUGUCUGUGUUCUCUUAUCACUAUUCCUAAUAUUUGUACAUGGUAGCUUUGAUUCUGCAAGUAAAAGUAAAUCAUGUGUUGUGACUGGUGCUUUCCUAUCUUUGUGACCGUUUUUUGAGUAAUACUGCAUGAAAAUGUCCCUAUGUUACAUCCAUUCAGAAGCUUUGUUGUUUUAACUAGAAAGCUACGAUGAGAAAAAGAGAAGAUACUGAGGAGGGGGAAAAUCCUUCCAUAUUUUGAGAACUGAGAUCACUUCAGAGCCUUAGCCAUGCCUAAAAUACCUCUCAGUUCCCAGUGGUGUAAGUACUGCUUUAGUAAAUUUCCCAGAACCCAAGGAGGUUUGGUGUGUCCAACAUCCAGGACAGCACAGGUCCCCCAUGGAAAGGACAGAUUCCUGGGCCCUGACUUGAGAAAUGUUUCUGUCAUGUAAAAGCAUGUCUCUCUCUCCCUGAAUCAUGGAUGUUCUUGAUGGAAAGAAGGCUUUCCUGUCUUUUGGCUAGAAAUCUAUGAUCCUCCUUUUUCAAGCAUGACCAGAAAUAGACCCAUAGACCACCCCUCUCUAGGCUCCACCCAUCCUUUGAGUGACAGCUACACUCCCCUGCCCUCCCCCCACAAGCUGGCUCCACCAAAAACAAGUCUGUUUCUCCCUUGGAAUGUUUUUCAAAACCUUUGUUUUUUGUUCUCUACCUUAUCAGAGUCUCUCCUUCAUGAUUUACAACUUUCUUGUAGCUAGUGCUCUCUCAAGAUAAGACAUGAGAGCCAUUCUUCCCUACAGGAGGCUUCACCAGUAAUGGCUGGCUCUAAAGCCUUUUUCACUCCAUUUUUCUGUCAUUUCCAGACAAAGAGAAACUCUCAAAUAGCUUGUUUGCUUUCAGAUCCCCAAAGACCAUUAAUUCCACAUUAUUUUUCCUCUUCCCCUCACCAUUACUCUUCUUCCUGUUUUGUUUUUCUAUUUAAUGUACUAAAAGGAAAGAGAAGGUUAAAAAAGAAGAAAAUUAUCAAGAAUUGAUUUUGAAACAGACUUGGUAAAUAUUUUCCUUAGCUCCUCUGUGGGCAUGCUGGUGAAGGAAUAAAUAUGUCUGAUUCAAGCUCAUAUCUAGGGUAAGAAAAGGGACGAUCCGGAAACAUUUGUGAGAUGUAUGAGUGUGCUUUUGUAACCAGAAACUUCUAUUCUGGUCAAACAAAGCUUGGGAUUUUGUUACAGUCCUGGGAGUGCUAGAGAAGUUUUUUAUUUUGACGGAGAUACAAUAUUGUACCAUUGGAUUAGGAGCACUGUUCAUGUGCUGAAAAUGAGCUGAAACAUGACUAUAUGCUCCCAGAAAAACAACAGACAGGUUACCCCUGGCUGGUGAUGACAAGGUUAGAAGGCCCACAUAGUUUCCAUAGUCUGCCUCAUUUCUUUCUUUCAGACAGACUCUGUAUUUCUGUGUAAAUUUAGAUCUUUGGAGUAAUAAAUAUGGAAUGAAACUUUUAGGAAGAAGCUGGGUGCCAGUAGCUCAUACCUGUAACCCUAGCUAUGCAGGAUGCUGAGAUCUGAGGAGCCAUGCUCAAAGCCAGCCCAAACAGGGAAGUUUGGGAGAUUCUUACCUCCUUAACCACAAAUAAGCUGGAAGUGGACCUGUGGCUCAAGUGAUAGUGUGCCAGCCUUGAGCAAAAAAGCUGAGAAACGGUGCCCAGGCUCUGAGUUUAAGACUCAGUACUGGCACACAUACACACAUACACAAAUUUUUUUUUUAGGAAUCACCUUAACACAGGUCUAGCAACUGAAACUUAAGUUCCAAAUUGCAUAUGAUCAUGCUUAUAAAAGUGGAUAGAAGGCAGAAAACACAUAACCCAUCUGAAAUUAAGAAAAAUGGUUUGGCUUUUGCAUAAUUUCAUGUCUUAGAGUAUGGAGUUAUAAUACCAGAAUCUUUAUAUGAGUUUUGGCUUAUUGAUAUUUGUGUUUAUUAAAGGGGAAAGGGGGUCUUUUGGUUACUUUAGACCUCUCCUUUAGAAAUUCAACAGUCAUUUUCACCAGCAUAAUUUUAUCUUAAGAGUAACUAGUUGGAGAAUUCAGCUUAAUUAUUGAAGGCCCUAAUUUCUAUAUUCUUGUAUAAUAUAUUGGAUAAUAAUGAAAAUCUGCUAUGAAAUUAGGAAAUAAAAAUACAUUUCAUAUUUAGAACUGGAACUCCAAAAGAAAAAAAUCAUCAGUAUUCAGUUCAAAAUUUGUUAUUAUUUUUAUUUGAAGGCUAGUGUUAUUUUUUAUCAGAGGAUUUAAAGGAAAAGUCAAAUGAAAACCAUUUCUCUAUAUACUCAUAUUCAUGUAAGAAAUUUUGUCUGAGCGUUUGUUUUUUUUAAAUACUUUUCUUCCUUAAUAUUUGUUUCUAGCUGCUCCUGGAAAUGACAACUUAUUACAUGUAUAUCACUAUUGUGCAGCCCAAGGAUUGUUCACAUUUUCCUUCAUAAGAUCUAUGAAAUGUGUCCUUUAAAUAGAAGAAAAUAUAGAAAUGUUAAAGCAGGAAAAUCUGAAUGUGAUGUGCACACUUUCAUCCCACAUGAAUAAUGUAUUUGUUUGAAUAAAUGGAAUUUUCAGAUUCA